Suncus etruscus (white-toothed pygmy shrew) is the source of this 387-nucleotide messenger RNA. Its product is annotated as spindlin-W-like. The annotation marks the transcript as partial. The record is from RefSeq and is a predicted model, not a curated record. Gene Ontology annotation, biological process: regulation of DNA-templated transcription; gamete generation. Gene Ontology annotation, cellular component: nucleoplasm; cytosol. The transcript has a single exon. NCBI's taxonomy places the organism in Eukaryota, Metazoa, Chordata, Mammalia, Eulipotyphla, Soricidae.
AGGAUCAGCGAUGCACACCUAGCAGGCACGAUGAUUGGCAAAGCUGUGAAGCACAUGUUUGAGACUGAAGAUGGUUCUAAAGAUGAGUGGAGGGUAAUGGAGUUAGCAUGCACACCAAGAAUGUACACAUGGUUUUAUAUAACCUCUGAAAAAGAUUCUGUCUUGUACUUGUACCGGCCCUUAGAAGUCGACGUUCGCAUAAUGCCUGACUCUAAUGAUUUGCCUUCAGAAGAAAGGGAACCAGGCAAAGUUGUGGACAGCCUGGUAAGCAAAAAGGUGAAAUAUGCUGGGGAAGAUGGCUCUAAAAAUGCUGGCAUGGUCACCCAUCAAGGAGAAGCCAAACUAUCUAGCUACUUCAUCAAGUUUGAUGAUGAUUUCUAUAUCUAG